AUGGCGUACACCACCUCCAACUCUGCUGCGGACACCGGCUACUUCGUCGAGUCUGACGAGCCCCGACGCAUCAACGUUAAGGAUGCUGCGAGGAUGCUGGCACGGAACCGACAAGAAAUGAUUGCUAAUGACCUUUCUCGCUUGGCCGCAGAGGAGUAUCUCGAAGAUAUAAUGCAGCAUUUGAGACAUAUGGAGGAUGAGACAUUACCUGAUGCCAACUUGAUCGAUAUGCAACGAGAGAUACAAUGGUUCAUGCGACCGUAUCUGAUCGACUUUCUCAUCGAGGCACACGCCGCUUUCGCGUUACUUCCCGAGACGCUGUUCCUGACCGUCAACCUCCUGGACCGCUACUGCUCGAAGCGGGUAGUAUACAAGCAGCAUUACCAACUCGUGGGGUGUGCUGCCCUCCUGAUCGCUGCCAAGUACGGUGAUAAGAAGGACCGAGUUCCUCAGAUCAACGAGUUGAACAACAUGUGUUGCGGGCUCUACGACUCGGGCAUGUUCACGCAGAUGGAAAUGCAUGUGCUCAACACCCUCGAGUGGACUGUUGGUCACCCGACCGUUGACUUCUUCACCCAACUAAUCGUCGCCGAGGAGGGUGAUGACCGAGAGGUUGAGCACAUGGCCGCCUACAUCUCCGAGAUCGCGUUGUAUCAACGAGACUUCGUGUCGACUAAGCCCUCGAUCAUGGGGCGUGCCUCGCUUGCUCUCGCACGAGCCAUUCUAGGACGCCCCGAGGUCAACGAUGGGGAAUGGGAUCACGUCGCGAAUGCUACUGUUUUGGCACUAUCUCAACACUUGCACCAGCCAUCGCAGAGCCUGUCGCGGAAAUAUACUUCACCGUACUUUUCUCGAGCAUCGGUGAAACUGGCUGAGUUCCUAGCGCACCAAGCGGCCAUCUCGAGACGAGCUCAACAAGCACCGCCGUCGCCCCCGGCAGAGCCAACCCUGUCAUCGAACAACUCCUAUAUCUACAGCACACCUCAGAAGGGAUGUGGUGCGGUUCCCGGCAUGGCUGAAGGCUAUAUGACACCUCCUAUCACUCCUGAAGGCGUGUGCUAUGGCGCGGUGGACCCCAUGAACAGAUACGUCCCCCCUCGCUGUCCAGCCACUCCCACUCCACAGAUUUCCAGUGGGGUUGGAUAUCAAUCACACCACCAAGAGCAGCAAUACGCCCCUUACUCGUACGGAGAAUACAACACUCAGAUGGUAGCAUAA
Messenger RNA from Anthostomella pinea, 1218 nucleotides. The record is from the annotation of a GenBank genome assembly. NCBI's taxonomy places the organism in Eukaryota, Fungi, Ascomycota, Sordariomycetes, Xylariales, Xylariaceae.